GCCCGUUCCUUGCACUCGCUGGAAAGCGGCUCUGAGUCCGCGGUGACUGCAAAGCCAGGGCACGCAGCAGGGCUGAAAGGGCAGAGCCCUGCAGAGUGAGCAACACAGCGGCAAAGGCGGAGGCCGGAGAGGGGCGCCGGGCACCGAUCCCCGCCUGCGCCCGCCGCACGGUGCCUCCAACUCUGCGCUGGAAGAAAAACUUCCCGCGAUCCGGCAGAGCUGCGGCGCCUCCUCCCGUUACUCCAGGAGCCCCGGCUGCAGCCGGCUCCGCGCGCAAUUUCAAAGAAUAAUAGUAACUGUUUAACAAUCCAGAGCGAGGCCAGCGAGGCGUUGCUCUCCUGGUCUGAACAAUAGCCCCCUCGCUCGGUGCGCUGCAGCGCUCGGUGUCUCCCGGGGCUCAAAUACUGAGAGCGGCCCACACGGGGUUCCGAAGGCGCGCGCCAGGCGGCGACAUGUGGAACUCCGAGCCGGCGAGGCGGCUCCGGAGCUCGCAGCCUGCACCCAUGUUGCUGCUGCUUGCAGCAGCUGCGGCUCUGCUGGCCAUGCCAGGAGCGCUCGGGCGCCCCGCCGAGGAGGACGAGGAGUUGGUGCUACCCGCGCUGGAGCACGCCGCGGAACACGAGACCACGCGCCUUAGCCUGGAUGCCUUUGGUCAGAGGCUGCGCUUGGAGCUGCAGCCGGACCGCGGCUUCCUGGCGCCCGGCUUCACACUCCAGACCGUGGGGCGCAGACCCGGGCCCGAGGCGCUGUAUUCGGAGCCCGUCGGCGACCUGGGGCACUGCUUCUACUCCGGCACAGUGAACGGCGACCCGGGCUCGGCCGCCGCCCUCAGUCUCUGCGAGGGCGUGCGCGGCGCCUUCUACCUGCAGGGCGAGGAGUUCUUCAUCCAGCCUGCACCCGCCGCCGCCACUGUGCGCCUGGCCCCGGUGGCCGCCGGGGAGGAGCCUCCUCAGCGCCCGCAGUUCCAUCUCCUGCGGCGGAGACGGCGGGGCGGCGGCGGAGGCGCCAAGUGCGCGACCGUGGACGACGAAACCCUGCCCCCGAGGGGUGAAGGACCCGAGGGCGAGGACGCCGGGGCUCAGUGGCCGCAGCAAGACUGGGAGCCGCAGCGCGCCGGACAGCCAACAGGAGCUGGAAGCCUAAGAAAGAAGCGUUUUGUGUCCAGCCCCCGCUAUGUGGAAACCAUGCUUGUGGCCGACCAGUCAAUGGCAGAGUUCCAUGGCAGUGGCCUGAAACACUACCUUCUCACCUUGUUCUCGGUGGCCUCCCGGUUGUACAAACACCCCAGCAUUCGGAAUUCAAUCAGCCUGGUGGUGGUGAAGAUCCUGGUCAUCUAUGAGGAACAGAAGGGACCAGAAGUGACCUCUAAUGCUGCGCUCACGCUGCGAAACUUCUGCAGUUGGCAAAAGCAGCACAACCCACCCAGUGACCGAGAUGCCGAGCACUAUGACACAGCGAUUCUCUUCACCAGACAGGACCUGUGUGGCGCUCACACGUGUGAUACUCUGGGGAUGGCCGAUGUUGGAACGAUGUGUGAUCCCAGCAGAAGCUGCUCGGUCAUAGAAGAUGAUGGUCUACAAGCUGCCUUCACCACAGCCCAUGAAUUAGGCCACGUGUUUAACAUGCCGCAUGAUGACGCGAAGCAGUGUGCCGGCAUUAACGGGGUGAACCGAGAUUCCCACAUGAUGGCCUCGAUGCUCUCCAGCCUGGACCGCAGUCAGCCUUGGUCUCCCUGCAGCGCCUACAUGAUUACGUCAUUUCUGGAUAAUGGUCACGGGGAAUGUUUGAUGGACAAACCCCAGAGUCCCAUACAGCUACCCUCCGAUUUCCCGGGGACCUUGUACGAUGCCAACCGGCAGUGCCAGUUUACGUUUGGGGAAGAGUCCAAGCACUGCCCCGACACGGCCAGCACGUGCACGACCCUCUGGUGCACUGGCACCUCCGGCGGCCUGCUGGUGUGCCAAACCAAGCACUUCCCAUGGGCAGAUGGGACCAGCUGUGGAGAUGGGAAGUGGUGUGUCGGUGGCCAGUGUGUGAACAAGACCGACAGGAAGCAUUUUGAUACUCCUGUUCAUGGAAGCUGGGGGCCGUGGGGGCCCUGGGGAGACUGUUCCCGAACGUGUGGUGGAGGAGUUCAGUAUACGAUGAGGGAGUGCGACAACCCAGUCCCGAAGAACGGAGGCAAGUACUGCGAAGGCAAAAGAGUGCGCUACCGGUCCUGUAACAUCGAGGACUGCCCAGACAAUAAUGGAAAAACCUUCAGAGAGGAACAAUGUGAGGCACACAAUGACUUUUCAAAAACUUCCUUUGGGAGCGGGCCUGCGGUGGAGUGGACGCCCAAGUACGCUGGCGUUUCCCCAAAGGACAGGUGCAAGCUUAUCUGUCAAGCCAAAGGCAUCGGCUAUUUCUUUGUCUUGCAGCCCAAGGUCGUGGAUGGUACUCCAUGUAGCCCAGAUUCCACCUCUGUCUGUGUGCAAGGCCAAUGUGUAAAAGCUGGCUGCGACCGUAUCAUAGACUCCAAAAAGAAAUUCGAUAAAUGUGGUAUUUGUGGAGGAAAUGGAUCUACAUGUAAGAAAAUAUCAGGAUCAGUUACUAGGGCAAAACCUGGAUAUCAUGACAUUGUCACCAUUCCAGCUGGAGCCACAAACAUUGAAGUGAAACAGCGGAAUCAGAGGGCAUCCAGAAAUAACGGAAGCUUCCUUGCCAUCAAAGCUGCCGAUGGCACAUACAUCCUUAACGGUGACUUCACCUUGUCCACUUUAGAGCAGGACAUCACAUACAAAGGUAGCGUCUUGAGGUACAGUGGCUCCUCUGCAGUGCUGGAAAGAAUUCUCAGCUUUAGCCCGCUCAAAGAGCCCUUAACUAUCCAGGUCCUUACAGUGGGUAAUGCCCUUCGACCUAAAAUUAAAUACACAUAUUUCGUGAAGAAGAAGAAGGAAUCUUUCAAUGCUAUCCCGACCUUCUCAGAAUGGGUCAUUGAAGAGUGGGGUGAGUGUUCCAAGUCAUGUGGAUCCGGGUGGCAGCGGAGACUGGUGGAAUGCAGAGACCUUAAUGGGCAGCCCGCUUCAGAGUGUGCCAAGGAAGUGAAGCCAGCCAGCACCAGGCCCUGUGCCAACGUGCCCUGUCCCCACUGGCAGCUGGGGGAGUGGUCGCCAUGUUCAAAGACUUGUGGGAAGGGUUACAAAAAGAGAACCUUGAAGUGUCUGUCCCAUGAUGGGGGGGUGCUGGCCCAUGAGAGCUGCGACCCUUUAAAGAAACCUAAGCAUUACAUAGACUUUUGCACGAUGGCGGAAUGCAGUUAAGCAGGGUCAGGGAUGAGGGAGAAGCAAAGUGCAGAAGGGCUGAUGCACUGAAAUCAAGAAGCCUGGAGGGACUCAACAUCCCUUCCAGGUCAUCCACGAGGAGUCAGUGAGAUGGGAGCUUGGAAGUAGUUGGAAGAGAGAUGAGAUCGUGUGAAUGUCCUGCCACUUACAAAUCUGAUAGGAUAGUGAAUGAGGGUUAUUAGAAGACGAUAAAGCCAUGGGGCAUUAUGAUUAUUUCUUUUGUUGCAUCAAUUAGAGGUUUAAAAGAAAAGAUUGCCAAAAUCAAUUUAAGAAAGAGUACAACCCCUACUUCCUGGUACUAUUUAAAUCCUUUGUAUCGCGGGGCUUGGCAAAGGAAAGGCGGGAGAAAGAUGAAAUUUUGAGUUUCAAACAUGGUUUCACUUUACUUCUUUAACCAUGGGGGAAGAGUGGAGAAUAGGUCGAAUCUUUGACCAGCCUUGUUUAUGGCUGCUAUGGCUUCAGAGAAUAUUUACUCCAUAUUUCCUACCAAGAGUUAAGAGUUCAGAUGGUCCAGCCUGAGAUACGCUCAGCCAAUGGAGAUAAGGCUCCGGCGGCCUCGUCUUUACGUUUUUGUAUCAUCUUCACCUUUCCUUGUGUAAUUAAUCUCGAUGAAGAAGUAAUGACAUGUAGUUUGUAAGGAUACAUUAAGUACACGGGGGCAGAAAGGAAGCAGCCAUGUCUCAGGUGCUGGUGCAAACUAGAGCCACGGUGCGGUUGGUACUGCCUGCCUUUCUUCCUCCUUCUGCAGGCAGGCAGGCUUUAGGAGUGUGUGUGUGAAGAAAUCAGACGUCUCCCGAAAGUCAGAUCACACAGAAUGCGAUGCCAGCACGAGAAUGGGGUGUGUGGAGCGGGUCCCGCUUGUAUGGGGACAUUGAGAUCACUUGUCUCACUAUGUGGAGGCUACUGAGGGGUAGCAGGUCCAUCCCCAGCAGCUGUUCCAACAGUCAUAUCCUGGUGAAUGUCUGUCCAGCUCUUCGACUAUGAUAGAGAAUAUGUCUUUUUCCAUAUGUAUAUAGUAAAAUAUGUUGCUAUAAAUUGUAUGUACUUUAUAAGUAUUGAUUUGUGUGUUCCUUCUAAGAAGGACUAUAGUUUGUAAUAAAUGCCUAUAUGAACGUAUUUAUUUUUAUACUUUCUUUAUAAUGAUAAAUCUUUAAGUUAUACCUCUUUUGUAAAAGGACAUAUAAAAUAGAGUAUUUAUACAAUAUAUGUUACUAGAAAUAAUAAAAGAACACUUUUUGAAA
Messenger RNA from Loxodonta africana (African savanna elephant), 4564 nucleotides. It is a transcript of the gene ADAMTS1, whose product is annotated as ADAM metallopeptidase with thrombospondin type 1 motif 1. The record is from RefSeq and is a predicted model, not a curated record. Gene Ontology annotation, biological process: proteolysis; extracellular matrix organization. NCBI's taxonomy places the organism in Eukaryota, Metazoa, Chordata, Mammalia, Proboscidea, Elephantidae. Gene Ontology annotation, cellular component: extracellular matrix. Gene Ontology annotation, molecular function: metalloendopeptidase activity; zinc ion binding. Bases 453 to 3302 code for a protein of 949 amino acids. The transcript is spliced from 9 exons.